AUGUCCUACACCACCGACGCCUCCCGCUGGCGCGCCCUCAGCACGCGCGACCCCGCCGCCAACAACAAAUUUGUCUACACCGUAAAAUCCACACACGUCUACUGUCGCCCAACCUGUCCCGCGCGUCUCGCGCGCCGCGCAAAUGUUGGCUUCUGCGCUACUCCCGCGGAAGCCGCCGCUCUGGGCUUCCGCGCUUGUAAACGCUGCAAGCCCAACGUCGCGGAGAUGGAAGACCCGCAGGAGAAAGCUGUCGCAAAGGCGUGCGUGUUGAUUGAGGAGGCUAUCAAGGCUGGUGGUGAGAAUGGUAAAGAGGGAUUGAGGUUGCAGGAUCUGGCGAAGAAGGUGGGGUUGACGCCGAGGUAUUUUCAUAAGAUAUUCAAAGAGAAGAUGGGGAUGUCGCCGAAGGAGUGGGCGAAGGGCAAGAUGGCAGAGAAAGAUGGGCAGGGUGAGGAGAGGACGCCGAGUCUGGUGCUGGAUAGUCCGCCGGAGGUUGGCGAGUUCAAUCUGGAUGCAUUCAACUUCAACGAGCUUGUGGAUUUUGAUGUGGACGCUGGAUUAGGUGGGGAUGGGGUUGUAGCUGAGCCGGUGAUGCUGUCUUGGGAUGGGUUUGGCGACCCGUUCGAUGCGAAUGCCACCAUGUGUAGCUGGGACACGUUCGCGCCUGACUAUCUGGAUUCAGGUUUUCGACUGGACGACAAGGUCUCCAAUUGGACGGAUGCCACUUUGAUCCCGGAUGCUACGAUAAUGAAGCCAUCGACGACGUUCGAGCAAGAUGCAUCUUUGCUUCUGGAUAUGGGACGUAUACCAGACCUGAACGACGCACUCUACGUGAACACGUUCGGAUGA
This is a messenger RNA of Didymosphaeria variabile, 846 nucleotides long. RefSeq lists its product as uncharacterized. The record is from RefSeq and is a predicted model, not a curated record. The transcript has a single exon. The coding region runs from base 1 to 846 and encodes 281 amino acids. Gene Ontology annotation, biological process: DNA repair; regulation of DNA-templated transcription. NCBI's taxonomy places the organism in Eukaryota, Fungi, Ascomycota, Dothideomycetes, Pleosporales, Didymosphaeriaceae. Gene Ontology annotation, molecular function: DNA-binding transcription factor activity; sequence-specific DNA binding; methyltransferase activity.